CGAAAAACUGAGGCAGCAAAUCGCCAUCCGAGCUUUCUUUUCCAACCUCUUUUUUAUUAUCGAGAGCAUUUCAUCACCACGACUCUCCAUAGCUGGCUUCCUCUGAUACUGGAGACUUCACGGUAUAACUGAUAUACAACCCUUUCAAUCACUAGUUAAUAUGGCAGAGUCUUCGCUGCAGGAUCGCCUGCGCGACCAAGGCGGAGCCUUUGAUGGCCUCCUGAGCCUCAUCCCAGCCAAGAUGUACUAUGGUGAAGACAACAGUGAUCAAUGGAGCAAGAAGAAGCAGACAAAACAAGAGGCUGCCGCUGCCCGACGCGGAAAGCUGGAUCCCGACAGCGAGCGGAAUCGAAAUGCCAAGGAAGUCAUGGAUGAACGAGCCAAGAACAAGCGAAAGCUGCGUGAGAUGGAGCAGCAUGACGAUACUGAUAACGAAGAUGAUUGGGAAGACUACGAGCCUGUCCCUGGCGUAGAGACCGAGAAGCCUGGCGAGGGGCUCAAGGCCAAGACAACGGAGACCAACAAGAAGCAGAAGCUCAACGACGAGACAGAGACAGAGGCUAGGGACACAACCGAGACAUCUUCUUCUAAGACGUCGAAAAAGGAAGAGAAGAGGGCGGCUAAGAAGGAAAAGAAGAAGGAGAAGAAGGCUGAGAAGAAGGCCAACAAGACAGAGACUCCUGAAGCCGAGAACAAGGAUGUACCAACUCCGACACCAAAGGCUCAGAAGCAAGCUGCGAAGAAGCAAGCCAAGGCCCUUGCUGGUAAAGCCCAGAAGCAAAAGGAAGUUAAGGAGGAGGAAGAGACAACAGCCCACGGUGACGGUGAGGUUUUACCUAUGGACAUCUCGGGUCUGGAGAACGAGGACGAGGCCAGCGCCAACUCAAGUCACGAAUCCGAGCCACAAUCUCCUACCUUUGACACCAACGAUUCUACGACAACACCCGCGGAGACAACCGCCGAGCCUGCCAGCACUACUACCUCCACCUCAUCCACUAUCCCUCCUUCAGAGAAACCCAAGUCUAUCAAGCUCCCUGCCGACACCUCUGCUAUCCGAGCACGUCUCGCUGCCAAAAUUGAAGCGCUUCGUGCCGCCCGAAAAGCUGACGGACCUGAUGGCAAGCCAAUUCGUACACGCCAAGAGCUCAUUGAGUCGAGAAGAAAGAAGCAAGAGGCUCGAAAAGCUCACAAGCAGGAGAUGCGCAAGCAGGCUAAGCUGGAGGAGCAACGAAAGCGUGAGGAAGCUUUAGCAUCUAGCUCACCAGGUGUUAUGAGUCCCGCGGUUGAACUCGACGAAAAUGCUAGCAACUUCACAUUUGGCCGUGUCGCUUUUGGCGAUGGUGCUCAGCUCUCACGCGAUCUCGGCCACGUGCUGAGCCAAGGCAAGAAGAAGGGGCCCUCUGACCCCAAGACAGCCCUCAUCAAGGUCCAAAACCAGAAAAAGCGUCUUCAGGAGCUUGAUCCCGAGAAGCGUGCUGAUAUCGCCGAGAAAGAUAUCUGGCUGACAGCCCGUCGCCGUGCCGAGGGUGAGAAGAUCCGCGACGAUGAGGCUCUUUUGAAGCGUACCGUGAAGCGAAAGGAGGCCGCCAAGAAGAAGAGUGAGAAGGCCUGGCGCGAACGAUCUGACGGCGUCAAGAUGGCUCAGAAAGACCGUCAACGCAAACGUGAGGAUAACUUGCGCCAGAGACGGGAUGAUAAGCUGCUCGGUAAGGCGGGCAAGAAGAAGAAGAAGGGUGGAGCUGCCGGAGGCAAGAAGAAGAGCCGUCCUGGUUUCGAGGGAAGCUUGGGCGUUGGGGGCAAGAAGAAGUAAACCGAAGAAAUUAUGACGCGGCGAGGGGGAGGUGGAAGAUGAAGAGAAAGGCUGGUUGAGUUUUUACCCUUCGAUUUAUUGAAGAUACACGGCGCUGGCGGAGUUAUGGUCGGCAAAAAGGAGAGGAGCAUGAAAAACAUCUUCAGGACUCAGCUCGGCGAUGCAUGUACUACCUUAGUUGAUAUAAUCCAUCACUAUACGAAAGCAGAGAGCGUCUCGAAGGUGCUGUCAAGCCAGUUCAAGCCCAAAGUCCUAGUAGUACAAGUCCCCAUGAUGUCUUAUCAAAAGUUCCAGUAUCUUUGCGUUGAGUGUGUAAAUCC
Fusarium oxysporum Fo47 is the source of this 2130-nucleotide messenger RNA. Its product is annotated as surfeit locus protein 6-domain-containing protein. Lineage: Eukaryota; Fungi; Ascomycota; Sordariomycetes; Hypocreales; Nectriaceae. Gene Ontology annotation, biological process: ribosomal small subunit biogenesis; ribosomal large subunit biogenesis. The record is from RefSeq and is a predicted model, not a curated record. Gene Ontology annotation, cellular component: nucleolus. The coding region runs from base 161 to 1810 and encodes 549 amino acids. Gene Ontology annotation, molecular function: DNA binding; RNA binding. The transcript has 3 exons.